CAGGGAUAGAGGCUGAUAAGGCUGCGGCGGACAGUGGAGCUGUAUCCUCUCUGAGAACUGAGUGACUGUGCUGCAGCUUCUCCUCCGACGCCGACCGACCCGACACAGAUGAUGUCAUCAGAGCACCUGACCUGCGGUUGGCUGCAGCAGCUACUCGUCGUGCUUCUGAAGCUUUGCCUCUCAUUUGCGGGGCCUUUGCGACCGCUCAAUGGGACCGAAUGCACAGCCAAGGGUCCUGCUUCCUACAUACUGGUUUUUACAGGUCACUGGAGCCCACAGGCCUUCCCCAAGCAGUAUCCACUGUUCCGGCCUCCUGCACAGUGGUCCAAACUCAUAGCGGUCAGCCAUAAUCGGCAUUUUCGGCUCUGGGAGGAGGGUGCUCCAGCCAGUGCAGGCGUGCAGAGCUUCGCUGAAGUCGGGGUGACGGUGGAACUGAUGAAGGCGGCCAAGGAGGCCAGGAAGAGACGCACAGUCGGCGCCAUGUACCGAACGGCCGGCAUCCCUAACGGCAUCGGGCACAGCUCCACUGAGUUGCUCAUGCAGCCCCGGAGCUCACUGUUGUCCCUGCUGGUGAAAAUGAUCCCCAGCCCUGACUGGUUCAUCGGUGUGGACAGCCUGAACCUUUGCGAGGGCAGGCAGUGGAAACAGGAAGUGACCAUUGACCUCCAGCCUUAUGAUGCUGGGACAGACAGUGGAUUCACUUUCUCCUCUCCCAACUUCCCCACCAGCCCACCUGAAAACAUCACAAAGAUCACAUCUCAGAUGCCAAACCAUCCAGCCAACUCCUUCUACUAUCCACGCUUAAAGGAGCUCCCACCCAUCGCCAGCAUAAAGAUCACUCGACAGAUCAGAUCACCUGGCCAUCAGGCCCCAAUGUCCAAUCAUAUCCUCCCGAACUCUAUCAGCCCCCAGCGUUUCUCAGCGACACCACUGGACUGUGAAGUGUCUCUCUGGUCAUCCUGGGGUUUGUGUCUAGGUCCGUGCUCCAGAGGUGGUGUCCGCCACCGCACACGUUACAUCCUCUUGCGGCCUGCAAAUGCUGGCGUCCCGUGCCCUGAGCUCGAGGAACAGACGGAAUGUGUGCCACACAGCUGUAUGAGAGUCCAGUAACCCGCAAGGAGAACACAAACACAGAUACUAGGUUUGGCGACAACUGCCAAACUGGCAUAUGACGAUUUCCAUA
Molecule: messenger RNA, 1183 nt
Organism: Acanthopagrus latus (yellowfin seabream)
Lineage: Eukaryota; Metazoa; Chordata; Actinopteri; Spariformes; Sparidae
Gene: spon2a
Product: spondin 2a, extracellular matrix protein
Exons: 6
Coding region: 109-1110 (333 amino acids)
Biological process (GO): cell adhesion
Cellular component (GO): extracellular matrix
Source: RefSeq, a predicted model, not a curated record